GGUGCCUCAUCGACCAUGCUGCGCUGCUGCUGACAGACCUCAGAACGGAUCACGAUUCCACGCCAGGCCAGCCGCUACCAACGCUUGCUGCAACGUCAUAAAGGUGUCCCCCAGAUCAUGGAGCAGCUGCCAGACGACGUGCUGCUGGAGGUGAUGCGGUGCCUGACCGUGAAAGACCUCUUCGCCUGCCGCCUCGUGUGCAAGGCGCUCGGGGCCCUGGCGCUGCACCCUGACGUGUGGCGGUAUCGAAGUUUCAACGCGGACGAGGACGACAACGACAACCAAUUGUGGCAGCCGGUGCUUCGCCUGGCGCCGUGCCUCGGCGCGCUGUAUGCCACUCUCCCGCCGCCUGUUUGGGGGUGUCUGCUCGUGUGCACCAUGACCAGGUGUGCUGUGCAAAAGUUGUCUUUGACUGUGUACGAAGGGGGCUGCAUGCACACAGCCGCUAUGAUUCGCAACCAGGAGGGGCUCGGCCGACUAAGGCUCCUUAAGGUAGCCAUCAAGUUCCAUAGGAAUAUUUCGAAGGAUGAAUCAGAGGACGCUACCGCCCUACUGGGGACGGUGGCAUCGACGUCUUGCCUAGAACAGCUUGAGGUUUAUUUCAAUUUUCAAACUCCUCCUUGUUCAGCGUCCACCAAAGCAAUGCUAGUUCAACACGGCGCCAUGACUACGUCAUCGCUGAGGUCUUUCAUCUGCCCCUGGUUUGCCCGGUCAGAUCAUGGUUUUGCUAAUUUCGUGCUUGGCACGCACGCCGCUACCCUGGAGGACAUUGACCUCGGCCUCGGCACCAAAUCGUCUGCCUACUCGAGCGAGACCGCGCCCCUGCUGGCCGGUACGCCAAACCUUCGGAAGCUGCGGUGCCCUCUGUUACCCGGCCUUGAGGCACUGGUCGCAUGCGAGUCCCUCACGGUCCUGACCGUCAAUGUGUGCGACAUACCUGAGCGACGUGCCCUCGUGGGGGCUGCGUCACUCCUCCGCCGCGCCCACCAGCUGCACCAAGUCAAGUUGUACUACGGCUCAUCACUCUACGAAGACAGCAGCCUCGUUGAUUUAGGCGUGGACCUGAUCCGAGCCUUGGCCUCCUCGGGGCGUUCCCAGUUGGAGUCACUGACAGUCAUUAUGGCGCCGGGGGGCCUUGGCAGCCGUGACAAGUGCUCAACGCUGGUCACACCACUGAUGGCCGCGCUGCCCUCGCUGCCGGCCUUGAGGCACCUGGCGGUCGACCCGGCCCCGAUGGCACUGCUGCUAGAGGUCACGCCCCAAACGACCCCAGCCCUGCAGGGCGUUGAGCUUCAUCCACUUCGUGAAGAGAGACUUCCAUGCGCUCACGCCUGGCUUCACACCGACGCAGUCAGGGAGCUGUUCUCUAACAACUUCUCACUUAAACUAUUUGUUCCAAGUGUACCCAAGUACUGCCGAAAAAAACCUAAAUGUGAAGUGUGUGCUCUAGGCUGUCACCUGCCCGAUUGGAAGGACGUUCAACUAGAAGAGUUCAGUUUUCUUCACGGGGCCAGUUGCAUUACCAUCCCACCUAAUAAAUUCUGUAACUAACCACGCAGCCAGUUGCCAACAUUCACCCUCCGUUACGUUGCAACGUCUACAACAUACAGGAAUCCCAUCAAAGUCAUCGGAUUUCUUGACUGCGCGGACUUAAUUUUUAUCCCAUAAAAUUAAUAAUUGACUAAUUUUUGUCAACAAUCUCAAUGUGCACAUUUUUCUCAGUCGACACUG
Frankliniella occidentalis (western flower thrips) is the source of this 1731-nucleotide messenger RNA. RefSeq lists its product as uncharacterized. The record is from RefSeq and is a predicted model, not a curated record. Bases 118 to 1551 code for a protein of 477 amino acids. NCBI's taxonomy places the organism in Eukaryota, Metazoa, Arthropoda, Insecta, Thysanoptera, Thripidae. The transcript is spliced from 2 exons. Gene Ontology annotation, molecular function: protein binding.